CCGCCGGAAAGUUUGCUAGAGGCUGGCGCGGGGCGCGGGGCGCGGGCGCGGAGCCGGCGCCGACCCUGACCUGGCAGCGCCGUGGAGACGAGCGGCGGCCGGCCCCUAACCCGUGCGCGCGGAGGACUACGGGAAUCGCGAAGCGGCCGGAGCGGCGCGCGGUGAGCACCUGGGCCAGGCUCGAGAACACGUUCCCGGCCGGGGGCCGAAGGCGGGAGCGCGGGACUGGCCGGCGUGGACCCCUAUCUUAGACCCUGCUGCUCUGAUACUCAGCAGCCCCCAGAGGAGAGUGCACCUACGAGGACCUCUUUGCCCCAGCUGUGCAACCCCAGCCAGAUGUGGGGGGCAGCUGCCCAGAGGCAUGCCCCCCAUCCUGCCACGCUGCCCCCACCUCCUCCUGCUUCUGCUGCUGGCCUGCCAGCCGCAGGCCCCCUCCGCUCAGGUGAUGGACUUCCUGUUUGAGAAGUGGAAGCUCUAUGGCGAUCAGUGUCUCUACAACCUGAGCCUGCUGCCCCCCCCAACUGAGCUGGUCUGUAAUAGAACCUUUGACAAAUAUUCCUGCUGGCCGGACACCCCUCCCAACACCACAGCCAACAUCUCCUGCCCCUGGUACCUGCCCUGGCACCACAAAGUGCAGCACCGCCUCGUCUUCAAGAGGUGUGGGCCUGAUGGGCAGUGGGUACGUGGGCCGCGGGGGCAGCCAUGGCGAAAUGCUUCCCAGUGCCAGAUGGACGACAAGGAGCUUGAGGUCCAGAAGGAGGUGGCCAAGAUGUACAGCAGCUUCCAGGUGAUGUACACCGUGGGCUACUCCCUGUCCCUGGGGGCCCUGCUCCUGGCCCUGGCCAUCCUGCUGGGCCUCAGCAAGCUGCACUGCACCCGAAACUACAUCCACGUGAACCUGUUCGCGUCCUUCGUGCUCAAGGCCAGCUCUGUGCUGGUCAUCGACACACUGCUCAAGACCCGCUACAGCCAGAGGAUUGGGGACGACUUCAGCGUGAGCAUCUGGCUGAGUGACGGGGUGAGCUCCCAGAUCCGGCCUCUUGGCCUCCGGGCCCUGGGCGGCAGGCAGCUGGGAGGCCCGCACUCAUGCUGCCCCCGCGGCCAGGCAGUGGCCGGCUGCCGGGUGGCCGCGGUGUUCAUGCAGUACGGCGUCGUGGCCAACUACUGCUGGCUGCUGGUGGAGGGCGUGUACUUGCACAGCCUGCUGAGCUUCGCCACCAUCCCUGAAAGGAGCUGCUUCCCCCUCUACCUGGGCAUCGGCUGGGGUGCCCCCAUGCUGUUUGUCACCCCCUGGGUGGUGGUCAAGUGUCUGUUUGAGAACAUCCAGUGCUGGACCAGCAAUGACAACAUGGGCUUCUGGUGGAUCCUGCGCUUCCCCGUCUUCCUGGCCAUCCUGAUCAACUUCUUCAUCUUCAUCCGCAUCCUUCACCUCCUGGUGGCCAAGCUGCAAGCCCACCAGAUGCGCUAUACUGACUACAAAUUCCGGCUGGCCAAGUCCACGCUGACCCUCAUCCCCCUGUUGGGGGUCCACGAGGUGGUGUUUGCCUUUGUGACCGACGAGCAUGCCCAGGGCACCCUGCGCUCCGCCAAGCUCUUCUUCGACCUCUUCCUCAGCUCCUUCCAGGGCCUGCUGGUGGCUGUUCUCUACUGUUUCCUCAACAAGGAGGUGCAGUCGGAGUUGCUGCGGCGCUGGCAUCGCUGGCGUGAGGGCAAAGCACUGCAGGAGGAGUGCCAUGUCGGCAGCCACACGGCCAGGCCCACUGGUGGCCCCCCCAGUGAGAAGCUGCUGCUCUCAAGGGGCAGUGGCAGCAACAGGACUAGCCAGGACCCCUCUACGGAGACCCACUUGGCUGGCGGCCUCCCUGGAUUGGCUGAGAACCCCUUCUGAAGCCCCCUGGAACUUCAGCUGUGGCUGGACUCAGGUGCCCAGAGAGGGCAUCACUGGACAAUCCAUAACCGAUGCCCAGCAGAGGCAAGAGCGUGGGAGCCAGACAGCACCCUGCUGUCCACAUGUUCCCCAGUGUGGUGGUCUGAGGGGCACCUGCU
This is a messenger RNA of Globicephala melas (long-finned pilot whale), 2046 nucleotides long. It is a transcript of the gene GCGR, whose product is annotated as glucagon receptor. Gene Ontology annotation, biological process: cell surface receptor signaling pathway; adenylate cyclase-activating G protein-coupled receptor signaling pathway. NCBI's taxonomy places the organism in Eukaryota, Metazoa, Chordata, Mammalia, Artiodactyla, Delphinidae. Gene Ontology annotation, cellular component: plasma membrane. Gene Ontology annotation, molecular function: glucagon receptor activity; peptide hormone binding. The record is from RefSeq and is a predicted model, not a curated record.